This is a messenger RNA of Cotesia glomerata, 1339 nucleotides long. RefSeq lists its product as uncharacterized. The transcript is spliced from 3 exons. The record is from RefSeq and is a predicted model, not a curated record. NCBI's taxonomy places the organism in Eukaryota, Metazoa, Arthropoda, Insecta, Hymenoptera, Braconidae. Bases 110 to 1339 code for a protein of 409 amino acids. Gene Ontology annotation, molecular function: chitin binding. Gene Ontology annotation, cellular component: extracellular region.
AUUUUAUCAGUAUUUUGACGAUUAGUUGUCUAUAUAAACGCAAGAUAAGAAAUUUAAGAUAUCGUUAGAAUUAUUUUAACCGUGUAAAGUAUAACAUCUAAAUUGUAUCAUGCGUAAUUUAAUAAUUUUGGUGAUGAUAUCAAUUGCAAUCUCAAAAAUCUUAGCAGAUCCAUCAGAUUGCAUUGGAAAUUGCUUUGACGUUCAAGUACCAUAUAUUCCACACAAGUUAUGCACAAAAUUUUGUGUGUGCGAUCAUGGACAGCCUAUUGAAAUGUCAUGCCCAGCAAACCUUCAUUUUUCCCCGGAAAAUCAUGUCUGUAUGAAUCCCGCAGAGGCUGAUUGUCAAGGAGAAACAUCUUUUGUUAAAAGCAAUAAAAAAAUUAAUAAUAAUAGUAAUAUUCACAAUGAUAAUAAUAAUUAUAUUUUAAAUAAUAGCAACAAUACGAGAAUCAUCCCUUCAGAAUCUUCAUGCCUUGGAGAAUGUGGCGCCUCAAUAAAUUAUUUAGUUCAUAAAGAAGCUGACAAAUUUUGUCUGUGUUACUAUGGCUUUCUAAUAAUAAUCAAGUGUCAAUCUGGAGCUAAGUUUGUGCCAGAAUUAAACAACUGCAUGAACGAAACUGACUUAAAAAAGCACGAUGUCAGAAAGGCCAAAUGUAUCGGUGCGUGCCCGGCAAAUAUGCAGCCAGACGUCAUUUACCUGAUUCCCCAAGAAAAUUGUAACAAAUAUUGCUUAUGUAUUUUAGAUUUUGAUAUAAUUAUUCAUACCUGUCCACAUAAUAUGCUAUUCAGUUGGCCAGAGAAAAAAUGCGUCGAUGCGAAACUCGCAAAGUGUGCAAAUCCUAAUUAUAGAAUGAAAAAUUUUCAAUUGAGUUUCUACUUUACAGCAAUUUUGGCAAUUGCUGCAAUAGUUAUUACAAAAGUAUCAGCAGAUUCAUCAGAUUGCAUCGGAAGCUGUUCAAGUAGUCAUAUUCCGUACUUACCUCACAAACUUUGCACCAAAUUUUGUAUGUGCAGCCAAGGAUCGCCUAUUGAAGUAUUUUGUCCUCCAGGACUCUAUUUCUCUCCGCAACAAUAUGUAUGUGUAAAUCCCGAAGACGCUCAUUGUCAAAGAUCCUUACCGAGCAUCAAAAACAGUGGUUGUUUAGGAGAGUGUCCACCUGCAAGUGCAGAUUUCAAUCAGAUUGCUUUAUUAGCUCAUGAAAAAUGUGAUUUAUACUGUCAGUGUACUCAAGAAGGCAUACCGUUGGUUGAAAGUUGUGCUGAUGGUCUUCAUUUCAAUAUCGAUUACGCUACUUGUUUGGAACCGGAAUUGGCUAACUGCGCUUCUUCAUUGUCUUAA